Podarcis lilfordi (Lilford's wall lizard) is the source of this 14426-nucleotide messenger RNA. The record is from the annotation of a GenBank genome assembly. Lineage: Eukaryota; Metazoa; Chordata; Lepidosauria; Squamata; Lacertidae.
AUGAAAGAGGAGGAGAAGCAACAGAGCCUUGUUGGGAGCCUCGUCUCAGGAGGAUUGUCCUGUGGAGUCCAGGUAAAGUUUGCAUGUAGACUCAUCCUUUCCUUAGUCAAGGAAUAAUUUGUGUCUUCCAUAGCUAAUGACAUAGCUGAUUACACGACAUAACAAACCAUCUCAAAAUUUGAAUGUGGCAAAUAGACCAGAAGAGAAAUCCAGGCAGAAGAAAGUAGACGCUAUCUGAAAAAAGCUCAGUCUUACUUAACUGAAUGUUCAUAAAAGCUGAGAGUUGUAAGCAGUGCAAGAUGAGUUUCUUGAAAGAAGGAAGUAAAUAACUGUAAUUGUUUCUGUGUGGAUAUUCUGUGUGUGACAAUAUAAGCCUCUGAAAGGUACAGAUUACCUAUAUAGUUAUUAUGUACUGUUGAUGCACAACUGCACAGACCCAAGGUCAUCCUAUUUUCUUCAUUUUAUUCUUAUUUUAUUCGUUCCAAGACAACUUCCCACUUUUAGUGUAGACCCCCAUCUAUCUAUCAUCUAUCUAUCUAUCUAUCUAUCUAUCUAUCUAUCUAUCUAUCAUCUAUCUAUCUAUCUAUCAUCUAUCUACCUAUCUAUAGUGAAUAAUGGGCAAAUUGUACCUAGAGGAGAAUCUAUCUAGAUCUUAUAUCUUCUUCUUUUAUAACCAUUGCAUUUUCUCUAAUGCAAUGUAACUCAUUUUCAAAAUCUUUUUUUUAAAAAACAAAACCCAAUAAAACUCUGCAAAUGAAAGCCAACUAAGAGACAGUUAAUGUAGCAGGAAGCCUGAAAGGCAUAUUUAUCUCUCUUGAUCAUUGAAAAUGAAAGCCUGAUAUGCUUAGCAUAGUAAUCAGAGAAUAAGCAAUGAAGCAUAUAAUUUUAUUGCAUCAAAUUCUAUGGGCAAAAUUGGGCAAAAGAGUUUUAAAGACCAAGGCACAAAAGGUAUCUCCAGCUUUGUUUAAAAUCUCUAUAGCUACAAUUUUUCAUGCACAAAUUUCACUUCAUAUUUUGAGUAGAAACAUAUGUCUUUAUUAAAUCUAUCAAUUCAGCAAAUUCUUAAUUUGCUAUCAGAUCUGAAUUAUUAUGUGCAAUAUUAUUUAGCAAGUUGUGUGACACAAAUUCAUUUUCCCCUUCGUUCUAAGGACUCUACUAAUAGCAUGUAAUUCAUAUAUGGACCAAAUUACCUGAGUUCAAUGAGACUUCUUGCCUGAUCCUGAGACUUUCUGCAUGAGCAUGUCAGUCCUGAAGAUGAUGCAUUUUAACUACUUAUAGCAGCAUAACAGCAUAAGGUUUGGUAAGCUAAUGGCAUGGUAAGCCAUUGUUACCCAGUAAUCACAGAUACAUUUAUUUUUGUAUUUACUAUCAGUGUACCAAUAAUUUAAACUAGUAGUCUGCAUUAGGAUACCGUAUUCCAGCACAAUAAUGUAAAGUAAUAGGGGGCUGAAGAUUUUCCAGAGGAAAAAAAACUAUUGCCACUUUCAACUUUCUUCAGUUAGUCUGGAUGGAAGUGUUUAACCAGGGCAUUGCUUAAAAAAAAAAGUGCAGAAGCAGCCUGUGUUUUAACAGCAGAAGCAAUUGAAUAUGCUACUUAUAAUCACAUCUCUCCUAAUUCAAACACAAUUUUUAAAUCAGUGGAAAAACCUGGAAAUGUGUGUCAAGCUCUCCUGUUUUGCUCAAAAUUGUAUGAGAGCAGUUUACAAAUAUCUGAGCAACUGAAAACUAGUUAAAGGUCUUUAACCUUCCUUAGCAACACUCCCACUAUUCCUGGCCCAGUAUUGUUUUACUCAAUAGAUGCAGUCAAAAGCAAGCAAAAGCAGACCUCACUUCCUCACAUUCUUGUGUUAAGUACAGCAUGUUCUCAUCAGGCUGCAGGAGAUAGCAGCCUCUCGGAAAUGAAGGCCAUAUUUGGCAAUGGGACAGAAUAACCUUGAAUAUCUGCAGCUGUAUUGGGGGGAGAGUAAGAGUUCUGUGGUGAUGAAAACUGAGGGGGUGAACAUUUCCCCUUUGCCGUAAGGAUUUAAGACAGAUGCACAUAAAAUCUCUCUUUGCUAUGUCUCUGCUUAUCUCUGUCAUAUGUAGGAAUAAAAUAUAUUGGAAAUAGAAUACCUUGGGGAGAAAUGUUGAAAGCAAAUAGGGAAGAGAAAAUUGGGGAGGAAUCUGAAGCUGGGAACUGACAUAUUUGCGCAUUAUUUGGCUGCAGAGUGUAGAAUCCUGGUGACCUGAGAGCAUCACACACGUCUAGUUGCAGCAGAUGUUGUUGUUUUUUAUCACAUGGAAGAGGAAUGUCAUGUGAGGAGAGGGGGUGAGAAAUGAGGAUAUAGGAUAGGAAUGACAAAUUCCCCAUACAUUCUUUAGGGAUGGUGGGAUUCAUGACUAAAAGAGAUGGAGAGAUUCAUGUUGGUGGUUACACCUGUUUGUUUGUAUUUUUCAAAUAGCAUUUGCUUAUUGAAAACUUUUCUGUCCCACUUUUCCUUCAAAUGGUCCUCAGCAGGAGACAACAUUAAAAACAUCAAUAAAAAGGAAAACAAUUAAGUAGAAAUAAUAUGGACAGCAAGAGAGCAAGAAAAAAUGGCAACAGCUCAGCAGACGUAAGGGGCAUUAUUCCAUCCUCAAAUCUUCCUUUAAAUUGUCUGACAAAACCCAAGUGGUAAAUUUGACAGGCAGGCCUCUCUAUGGAGGGCAUUCCAAAAUUUGGAUAAAGGGAGGGAUAUAAAUCAAAUAAUAAUAAAUAAUAACAGUUAUGUCCUGUGGUCAGGAAAGCCCUCUUGUCUGAAACCCAUCAUAUUUCAGACAACCAGUGAGACUUCACUUCUUUGGGUUAUGGAUGGAGCCUGGUAGAAUCUGGUAUGUCAUUUGUUGAGCCAUGUUUGAAUUUGGUGGACCAAAGCAAGACUAGGCAGAACUUGGCAGGUUUGGCGCAUAGAAAUAUCUGCUGGAUCAUUGAUGGAGCCUGAUGGUGCCAGAGGUGGAGAUUUCAAAGAAUUGAAAGGACAACACGAGGCUUUUGGGUAAAGGAAAGAAUCAAAUUCUUUCUCAGAGGCCCAUACUAGUUGCGAUGUUGGUAGAUAGGACAAUGUCUCAACAUAAAACUUCCCCAAUCAAGUAGGAAGAAAGAACAUAAAAACAUAAGAGGAGGCUGCUGGAUCAGGCCAAUGGCCAAUCUAGUCCAGCAUCCUGUUUUCACCGUGGUCAACCAGAUGCCUCUGGGAAACAAGAGCACCUUCCCCGCCUGUGUUUUCCAGCAACUGGUAUUCAGAAGCAUUACUGCCUUCAACCGUGGAGCCAGAGUAUAGCCGUCAUGACUAGUCACCGUUGAUAGUCUCACCCUCCAUGAAUUUGUCCAAUCCUCUUUCAAAGCCCUCCAAGCUGGUGGCUGUCCUGUGGAAGUGAGUUCCAUAGUUUACCUAGGGGUGGAUUUGUUGAUCCAAGGAGCCUAUGUGAAGAGUUCAGACUCAUUCCCCCUCUGCCCCCUACCUUCCUGCUGCCCCACGUGCUUUGCUCUCAGAAUUAGCGCUUUUGGCAUAGCAACUCAACACAGCAUGGAGGCAUACUGUAUGGAGGUCAGCUUUGGGCAGGAGGAGGAGGUCAAUGCUGACCUCACCUUUCAAUGCGAUGGCACCAGAUCCAUAUUUCAUCUCACAGAUCUACUGCCAUUGUGUCUAGCUUGGCCCAUAUUUUAACACCAUUUCAUUUCGUCAGACAUGGAAUGAAUGCUGACCAGCACUGCAGCCGUGUUUUGUUUUGUUCUGUUUCAACACAAGCGCAGGGCUUGAUUCAAACUUUGGCAGAGCUAAUGAGAAUCCUUCCAGCAAGAUUUGGCUCAAGAAGUCCUCCCACAGGAUAUGUUCUCACGUGGACUUGCUUCGGCAGUCAGCCCUUCUCCUGAGCCAACUGGAUUAACUAGCUUCCAUGGAAUGGCUUGAAGGAGAAGAAGAAGUAAUUAUCACUUAUGUCAGUGAGAAAUUCUAAUAUAGUGGCAGCGAAAUCAUUUGUUUUCCAAUAGGCACUGCAUUAAUAAAAUACAUGCUUGUAGAUGAGGCAAGAUUGGUUGAGAAUCAAGGGAAAUGAAGUCAGUGUUUUUGUGAAUUUUUAUUCUUUUUUCUUUGGUCACCUUUGGAGAUGCCAUGGUAUCUGGGUUGGCAACCCCCACGCUAAUCCCUUAUUUGCACAGUCCCUAUAUAUGUACAAACUCUACAUACUCCAAAGUCUAUGGCUGUGUACACACUAUACCUUUAAAGCACAUUCAAAACAUGUGAUUCCCCUCAAAGAAUUCUGGGCACUGUAGUUUAUUAAGGGUUGCUGGGAACUGUAACUCACAUGAGGGCUAAACUGCAAUGCCCAGAACUCUUUGAGGGGAAGCAUGUGCUUUAAAGAUACUGUGUUUAUGCGUCCUAUACACAUAGUUGAGAACAUUGCUAUGGAGUCAUAGCAUGAGACCACACACCCACUUGCAUGCUUAUGACUGAGGCACUUCCCUCAGCUGUGACAUCUUGAAAUUAACCUUCAGUGCUGUUUUUAGGCUGAUUCUGCUGGGUUUAAUUAAAAACAAACCAACAAACCCAAACAUUUUUUCACUGAUACAGUUGUGAUUGUUUUGAAACUAUGGUGGCCACUCCAGGAUUCUUUGGACUGAGAGUAGGCUGUUAAAUGUUCCUGCUAAAGAAAGAAACAAACAACUGCACCCGAAGACGCUUGGUUGGCAAGCUCCAUCGAAAGAGACACCCAGGAUGGGGAAAGAGGAUCAAAAUGGGCAGGGGUGGUGAGAGGAGAGCUGGGAGGGGUAAGAGAUUGUAAAGUGUAGAUGAGAUGCAGAGAACAAAACACUGGACUGUCCUGCUGGCUGGAUCUAGAGGCACAGAUUCUAGAGGCACAGAUUCUGAGGGAGCUUGGGUUGGGGCCAGAGCCCUUUGUCGAGCCCAGAGCAUGGGGUAGAAAGGGGGAAGAGAACUGUAAGCUCAACAGAAAGCCAAAAGAAGAAGAAGAAGAGGAGGAGGAGGAGUUUGGAUUUGAUAUCCCGCUUUAUCACUACCCGAAGGAGUCUCAAAGCGGCUAACAUUCUCCUUUCCCUUCCUCCCCCACAACAAACACUCUGUAAGGUGAGUGGGGCUGAGAGACUUCAGAGAAGUUUGACUGGCACAAGGUCACCCAGCAGCUGCAGGUGGAGGAGCGGGGACGUGAACCCGGUUCACCAGAUUAGGAGUCUACCACUCUUAACCACUACACCACACUGGCUCUCAUGCAUUUGCAUGGAACAUGUGUUUGCCUCCCUGUCUGGGGCAUAGGGAAACCUGUGACCUGAUAAUGUCAAGGUGACCUGGCUUUUGAAGGGAUUCCAGUCACACGGGGAAAUUUGUUCACCUUUCACAGUGUCAGGAAAUACACACACCCUCCCGCAGGUCAGGGCAUAGACUGGAGUCAUGCAGAGAAGGUGUGGCUCAGUGGCAGAGCACAUGCUUUGUUUGCAGAAGGUCCAGGUUUAACCUCUGAUAUCUCCUGAAACCCUGGACAGCUGCUGCCAGUCGACAAUACCAAGAUAGAUGGGUGACGCUCCAGCUUGGUAUAAGGUAGGUUAGAGCCUAUGUCUCUAAUGCCCCUUGAGGGACAGCCUGAGGCUACCAUCCUUGGUGACACCCUGACCCUCAAAAGCUGUGACACUGAGAGGUCCAAUGCACCCUGAUGGGGCCCUUCCCCAAUAUCUGGUCCAGCAUCACAGUAGGGGCAGAGGUGGUGACAGAUUCAUGCCAAAAGCCCAGACCUGAGAUGAGAAUGUCUGCUCAACAGCCCAAGGUUUGCUGCCCCUCAGCUUUACUUCGGAGGAAGAGGCAAGCAUUAAUUUCCCCAGGAGAGUGAGGAAAAUCCUCAGGGAUGAUUCACACCCUGGCCGGCACUUUCUUGAUCUCCUGCCCUCAGGCAGAAGAUAUAGAAGCAUGAUUAGUCACACCAACAGGGUAAAGAAUAGCUUCUAUCCAUGGGCUGUUAGGCUGCUGAAUGAAAAGAUAACAACAGGGCAACUGACUUUUGGGUUUGGUGGGUGUCUGUCAGUAAACGAGGGGAAUUAAGACUAAGAGAGCUGAGAGGGGGGUGCUUGUGUAAUCUCACUGUAUACAAGUUGUACAAUAAAGUAUUUCAAUGUGUAUUUACUUUGGAGGAAGAGGCAAGCCUUAAAAUGAAACCCCUUCAUCUCUGCCUCUUAGCUGCUGUUGCAACUAAGAAGUCCCACAUAUAAUCUUGCCUAGCCCAACUCUGGCUUCUGCUGGACAGCUCCCCAACUGGUCCAGGCCACUGGAGCAGUCCAUGCUCUGACUGUUGGAAGUCACUGCCCUGCUCUGGGUUGAUAGAAAUGGACACAAGCUCUGCUUGUCUGAAGGACAAAUAACAAAAGAGUUCAGCCACCACAAGCGAUAAGGGGUCUGUCACACUACCUUCAGCUGUCUGAAAACAUAAGCACAACCAAAACAAUUGUCCCCAGUCUUAAAUUAUAAACAGUAGGCACAGGGAAAUGGCAUUGUUUUAUAAACAAUACUGUUGUCUCGCCAGCGGUAAAUAAUGUUACACGUCAAAAUCAAUAGGAAUUCAAAGGAUGAUAAUAUGGGAAAUGGAGGAGGUACGGGUCUCAGGAGACCCAGAAAAUGCAACAUCUGGGAUUUGUGUUUGAAAUUUUACAGUUUAUGUUUUAUAGAACCUGUGAUCAAGAAGGUCAGGUUUUGGAUCCCCAGAUGUGAGGGGAUUUAUUGCUGCCUUUCAUAUCCUAAACGAAGCAAGAUCAAAGUCACCUCGUCUCAUAGGACCGAAGCUGCCAAAAAGCGGGUGCAUCCUCCUCUUUGGUCUAUUUGACCUCAGAGAUUUGUGCUGCCGUUUCAGCCUUUUGAUAUUACAUACUUUGGUCCUUCUCUGCUGGGAAUGGCUGAUCAGACAUUUUCAUUACGGAAUUCAUUUUAAAAGGAAAGACUGUUUAUUUGGAGGGGGGAAAGGGGGAGAGAUUAAUUAUUAAUAAGAAUUUAUAGAGAAAGUCAGUGAGAAUAUUAUUACCAGUGAAAUAUGGUACGGCUGGUACUUCAGGAAAAAAAAUCUCCAGCAAAUCAUAGAGAGUAAAAGUGUGUGUGUGUGUGUGUGUGUGUGAGAGAGAGAGAGAGAGAGAGAGAAAGAAAGAAAGAAAGAAAGAGUCGUAAGCAGGUUCCAAGUAUUUAGAGAAGAUAUUCUUGCAUAUUUUAUUUAAACAGUUUAAUAAUGCAGCCCUAUCCAUGUUUACAUUGCUGUUUUAAAUACUGUGAUAUUGCCGCCACCAAUUUUCAGUAUCAGUCCUCAGGUUAACGUUGACUAUAUCCGUAUAUCAUCUUGGCCUUAAAGCAACUUACCUGAAAGAGGGGCACAUAUGCAUGAGGCUCCUUCCUGCUUUUGGCCUGAAGUUCUAGAACUGAACUAUACAUAUGGAAGAAUUUUGUUGUUGGGUGGGUGGAACUGGUCCAAAAACCCCACACCAACAUCCCAUUUUGAAAUGUGUGCAGCUUGCGUGCCUUAAUUUGUAGAAUAGCAGGCCACGGGGUUCAAGCCUACCUGAAAACCAGGCAUUUGGGACAGUAAGUUUAGGAGAAGGAGGGGGGUAAUUAUGAUGGUGAUAAUUGUGAACUGCCCUUCAACAAGAAUUCUCAGACUGGUAAGCAGUCUACAGUAAAACACAAAUAAAAACAUCAACAACAAAAACCACCGUUAUUGUAAUUAUCAUAAAUAUAGCUGGUCGCAGCACAGAACAUAGUCAUAAAGUGAUGGAGGAGGCAUCUCAUUAACCUGUGCAGGCCAGGUGGAACGGAUACAUCUUCAGUUGGUGGUGAAAAGACUACUUUUCCCAUUAGUCCUGAGCCACACUGGCUGGGGAUGAUGGGAGUUGGUGUCCAACAAUGUCUGCAUGGUCGUGGGAUUCCCAUCUCUGGUGUAGACUGACGGUGCAAUUCUAUCCACAUGUACUUGAGCUCAGUGGGUCUUAUGUCUAAAAAUAUACAUAUGGGGUAGAAUUGCAUGGAUGGAAAAGGAUGCCACACUGCGGUGGCAGAGGUGGUGUUGUCCAUUUGGUAAUGUAAAACCUGUUUAUUUGAAAUUGUAAAACUUAAAACAUUUGAAAGGGAGGAGGGACUGCAAAACUAAGAUUGAAAAAUUGAACUCAGCUAGACUUCUUUUUGAACAGCCAUAGGAUCGGAGUCUUUUUUUGUGUGCAUCAUUUUAAUCUUAGCAGUGUUAACCUAACAAUGAUUAACACACAUAAAACAAGAAGGAAACUAUAUUUCAUUAAAUAUGGAAAUGAACUCAGAUUUAUUCGUAUUUGAACCAACUCCGACUAAUUCCUAAGGGUACCAAGUGGCUGGGUUGGAGCUGUUCCCAGGCUGUUAGGAGAUGAAGGUCAUACUUCAAUGGAAGGGUAAUUGAAUUUUCUCAGGGGUUUAUCAUAAGACCAAGCAGCUGAAAUACAUGAAUUCUGUGUCUCUGCCAUUUUUUUUAUUAGUUUGUCAGUCAUUUCUCAAACGAGAAACUAUGCAAUUCUGAUUAAUCAUGAUAUAAACCUUAUGGAUGAUGGCCAGCAAUACUGACUUAGCCCUCUCAAGGCAAUAACAAAAUCCUCCCCAGUUUAAUGAAAAGCAAAUUAGCACAACACCUGACCAACUCGAGGAAGGCUGUGGUCAAACAUCCAUUUGUAAAGCAAAAUGGGGCACACAGUGAAUCAGUCAUAGGACUGUUUUCCCAUAGGCCCAGCCUCUGCUUGUAUUACCUCAACUCCUUUCAUUCCCUUUUGUGUGAAUCAGACCUGACGGUGUCUAGUUUGCGUACAGCCAGUGGCCUAACAUCAGGGGGGCCACAGGGGAAAUUGCCCCAGGCACAAAACUGUUAGGAGUGCAAAAUUUGGUAGAUACGUGUUGUGAAUGUGGCCAUAAAAUAAACCCUUCAGACCUGCAACAAAAUCUUGCAGCAUAGAGCCACAGGAUUCCAGCCACUUCAUUCUAUUCUCCCUUUCCCUGAUUUUCUGACACCCCCCCCACCUCUCUAUAAGCAUUCAACAAAUAUGGAACACUCAGUCCUCACUGGGCUGUUCUAAGGUCUCCCUUUGUCCCCGUCCCCCCCGCCCCCGUUGAUUUGUACUUCUGCAAACCUUGGUUGCGCCCCAGGCCUACAGCUGCUAUCUCCUUGUAUGCCGCUGGUGCUGUUUUGGUGACAUACACAAUGACACUCAAGAGUCUGAACACUGGAAGUAGAAUGAAAUGCUAAGAGGCUUUGUUUUUAUUGGAUCAUUUUUUGUUGGAGAGAGUCAGGCCAAGCAAGUGAACUUCAGACUCCUUUAUUUUCCAUUUAAAGGUUGUUUAUACGCAGAACGCCGUAUCAGAAAAACAGAUAAUACGGGGGGGGGGGGGCGGGGAUAUGGUGGUUGUUUUUUCUUCAGCCAAUAGACACUUGUAGAUGGAUUAAUCCAAUAUGUAAGUUUCCAGUUAACAAAUAAACAGUUUCGCUGUGAUGAACUGACAGAUUAAUCCAAAAACCCUCAUCAUAUCAAUAAAACAUGGCUUUCCACUUGACGGUUAGGAUUUAAAUUGUUCCAGGAUAAAAUGAAUUGUAGCUGUAUCUUCUCAGAAGACAUGUCAAGCAUUCUCCGUUUCGUACAUUUGUCUUUAAAAAGAAUUCAGUCUAUUCAUUUCUGUUGUAAACAAGUAUGUAUUUAGCCAAGCUUGAAUUAAAGGGGAAGCCUUAUUUCUCCAAGUCUUUCAACGAUACGGCGCUUGCCAGCCACUUCCUCCUUUCUCUGUCGUAAGAACAUUUUUAAGACUCAACAGAGUCAACGGCAUUGUCGGCUUUAUGCCAAUUCAUCUAAUAACCUUGAUCCGAUAGGAUCUAAUUUUCUGGCAUUUUCAUGAAGUCUAGGCAAGGAACACAGGAAGCAGAUUAUACUGAGUACACCUUGCUCAGGACUGUUUACACGGACUGGCGGCAGCUCUCCAGGAUUUCAUACAGCAGUUGGCAAGGCAGUGGGGCAGCUCACCUGGCCUAACGUCACCAGCAUUGGGAGUGGCAAGGCCAGUACCAGCCUCACUGGUGCCUCUCCCUCUCUCCCUCCCACCAAGCAGCAGCAAAAUGGGGGGCAGGAGGGCAGGGGAGCACUCUACCCCAGUGACCGCCACUGAGCAGGAGACAUUCCCAGCCCUAUUUGGUGGGGUGUCAUGGAUUAAACCUUGAGUUUUCUACUUACAAGGCAGGUGCUACUGGCCCUUCUCUAAUUAUUAUUAUUACUAUUAUUAUUAUUAUUAUUAUUAUUAUUAUUAAAUUAAUUUCUAUACUGCCCUAUACCAGAAGGUCUCAGGGCGGUUCACAUAAAAUAUCAAAUACAUAAAAUCAAAACAAAAACAACAAUCCAAUUUAAAAAAAAAAAAACAAACCGCAAAGAGCCAGCAUUUUAAAAAGGGUAUAGGAUGUCGAUCAAGUCAGGCAAAGGCCUGGUUAAAAAGGAAUGUUUUUGCCUGGCACCUAAAGGUGUAUAGUGAAGGCACCAGGCGAACUUCCUUGGGGUGAUAAAAUUAAGGCCCAAGUAAAUGCCAUGUUAAUUGGAGGAAUGCAUGCUUUUUGAAAGGGAAGCCUGCUAAUAUUAUUUAUUUAUUUAUUUAUUUAUUUAUUUAUUUAUUUAUUUAUUUAAUCCCACCAUCUGGCUGGGUUUCCCCAGCCACUCUGGGCGGCUCCCAACAGAAGAUUAAUAAUAAUAAUAAUAAUAAUAAUAAUAAUAAUAAUAAUGUGAUAAAACAUCAAACAUUAAAAACUUCCCUAAACAGGGCUACCUUCAGAAAGUCAGAUAGUUGUUUAUUUCCUUGACAUCUGAUGGGAGGGUGUUCCAGAGGGUGGGCCCCCCUCCAGACUGGGAGAAGUGGGGACGGCUAAUUUAACUCAUCCAUGACUUAAAGCUACUAUUUGCAUGCUAGUGGAGGCUUCCCCCAAAAUGGCAAGGAUCCCUUUUGGUGAGGUCGUUUCCAUCCGACCUUGGCAGGGAGAGAUGCAGUUAAACUUCCCCUCCCCAUCCCACACAGUCCCCAGGCAGCUCAGGAUUUCCUUCCAUUACUAUUUACACAACAACAAGUGCACUGUUUCUUUGGCCCUCUGGGGAUCCUCCCUCCUUGCAACACCAGCAAGCAGAUGUGUCAUUCUGAAAUUCAUAUUGCAAUGAAGUUGGAGAGAAGUGCCCGUUAAACUCCUGUUAAACUCAUCAUGCUAAUCCUAACAGAUUUAGCAUGUUAGCACAUGUUUGUUGUUCGGUGGUAAUACAGUGGUGCCUCGGGUUAAGAACUUAAUUUUUUCUGGAGGUCCGUUCUUAACCUGAAACUGUUCUUAACCUGAAGCACCACUUUAGCUAAUGGGGCCUCCCGCUGCCGCUGUGCCGCCGCCACGCGAUUUCUGUUCUCAUCCUGAAGUAAAGUUCUUAACCCGAGGUACUAUUUCUGGGUUAGUGGAGUCUGUAACCUGAAGCGUCUGUAACCCGAGGUACCACUGUACUGCCAAUUAGAACCUUUUUCUCACUGGGCUGCACACUUUGCUGCCCCAGUCCAGCAAGGGAGAUCUGUGUGGCAAAGUAGACUCUGACAUACAGAAGGUGCUAACAUAGGAAACUAACUUCAUGCUUGUCUUGCUAGCCCAGGACUAACUGCUCUAAGAGGCAGCAGCACUCCAGGGUCACAAGGUAGGAGUCUUCCCUGGCCCUGUUAUUAGAGACCCCUUUUAACUGGAGAUGCAAGCGAUGUAAGGGGCCUUUCUACAUACAAGCAUGUGGUCUGCCAUUGAGCUACAGCCCCUUGUUCCGAUUCAACAGUAGCCAGCAGGUUUUCCCAGGGACAGUGGGGAGUCUGAAAAAGACUGUGGCGGUUCCCUCCCUGUGAGAAGCGAGGUUACAGGGAACCAGGCAGAGGGCCUUCUCAGUGGUGGCACCCACCCUGUGGAACACCCUCCCACCAGAUGUCAAGGAAAUAAACUACUAUCUGACUUUUAGAGGACAUCUGAGGGCAGCCAGGUUUAGGGAAGUUUGGUGUUCUAUUGUGCUUUUAAUUCUAUUGGGAGCCACCCAGAGUGGCUGGGGAAACCCAGCCACAUGGGCGGGGUAUAAGUAACAAUUAUUAUUAUUAUUAUUAUUAUUAUUAUUAUUAUUAUUAUUAUCAUUAUCAUCAUCAUCAUCAUCAUGGGACAAACAAAAGUGUGGAUGAGCGCUUAGGUUUGUGCAACUGAAGCAGAUUAAAGCACUCUGUCGCUCUAGUACAACAAAUCCACUUUAAAAAAAGAAUUAGACUUCUCACACUUUAGAAACUGAUAAGGAAAUGCGCUGAAAAGUGUGGAAUGAACCAUGAUUAACAGGACAAAAUAUAAGCAGCCCACAAGCAAAUCAGGACGAGUGUAAGUUAGAUACAUAUAGUCAUAUAAUCUCCUGGCAAAAAUGUCAGAAUGAAUGCUCAAUAAAGACCAGAUAGGAUCUAACCUCUAUGUAAACUUUAUGCAAGCAAAUCAGGAUGAAUGCUCAAUAGAUUGCCUAGACUCCAUUACAGUCUUUUGGGGCCUGUGAGUGAUGCACAUCAUUCAAAGGCUUCUUUCCUUUCACUGUCAACCCUAUGUGAGGGCUGUUUUGAAUAUGCAGAAACAGCACAUGCCACAGUCCUGCCUGGACAGCAGCACUUCAGACUGUAUAGGAAGGACUGAAGGCUUGAAUGCUCCCCUGCUUUUCUGCACAUAGAAAACUAGCUUGUCAAGGAUAAGGCUUUUUUCUGACUGGCUACUUUUCUAGAGAUGGGGAGUGUACAUGGAAGGACCAUAGCUCAGAGCUAGAGCAUCUGCCUUGCAUGCAGAAGGUCCCACAGUCAAUCCCCAGCAUCUUCAAGUGAGGUGGGGAGAGACCACUGUCUGAAAUCCUGGAGUGCUGCAGCCAGUCACAAUAGAAAGUACUGGGCUAGAUGGACCAAUGGGCUGGCUUGGUAUAAGGCAAGUUCCUAUGUUCCUUCGGAGAGCUGUUCAACACAUGCCUUCCUCACCUGGUGCUGUAUAUAGUGAUAUAGCCUAGUGAGGGCUGUACCAUGUGUUAUUUUGGCACAUUCAAACUGAUUCUGAAAGAACAGGAAAUCAAAGUAGGUUUUAUCCUUUUCUUACAACAGGAACACAAAGAUGAAAGCUCUGGUUGUGCCCAUUGUUGGCACCCUGACACUUCUCCUUUUCUUCCACCUCCUGCCCAGCAGCAGCUGUCAGAAGGCAUUUCAGAAUCACAUUCAGGAGUGGAAUUACAGAGAAGGAGGUAAGAGGUGCUAGCAAGCCAAGGCAGAGGCAGGAGUCAUUUGUAAGCUCCUUGAAGGCAGGGGCCUGUCCACUUUUAGUUUUCUAACUCUGCAAGGUGCCCAUGCGCACUGAUAACACCGUCUUAAUAUGAAGAAGAACGUUUCUGAUAAAGGCUUGUGUGAAUUCUAGUUUCCUGCCCAGUCUUGAGUUCCUCACCAGUAGGGUUGCCAUAUUUCAAAAAGUGAAAAUCCACACACAAAAGUUGUUGAGCUUUUUCCCAGACAUUUCAGCCCUGACAUAUGUUUCUGACAACCGAAUCUUGGUUAUUAUGGAUGUAUGGCAACCCUUCACACUACAGGAAGCCAAAUAUACAAUGCUACAGUAUUUGUGUACAUGCAGGUAUUGGGAGCUGAAGUGCCACCUGGUGACUGAGAAUGAGUCUUAGUACUAUGGUUUUGCCUAAAGGAAGGGUGGGGGGUCUCAACACCUGUCCUGCAGAAGAAGUACAGUCACAUGCUUCCACCACAGAAUUUUAUCUUUGGAUGAAUGCGCUUACUACCCCAGAUAGUGUAUCAGUUGCAAUUAUUAUUUGUGGGAUGUGAUUGCACAAGUAAAGUCAUUAGGCUACAGUCCUCAAUGAGAUUUACUUCUAAGUAAACACACCUAGGUUCAGAGAUGUAGCUAAAGAAAAAUAUCAAAUUCAGAAAUACAAAUCCGUGAAUGGUGGGGGUUAAAACAUUAGCGAGGAGCAGACAAAAUAUUAAUAGAAUAAUAUAAGCAGCAGUGAGAGCAACAUUUAGGAAGGUUUUUGAACACCAGGGAAGCCGUCAGUGAUGGGAAGGGUGAGUCUCUCUCGGGAGAGAAUUUGAGAAUUUCUCCAUUUUCAUAGGACUAGAAACCAGGUGUUGAAAAAAGCAAAAAGCAAUCUUCGGGAACUGAAUGUGCCAGAUUUUGUGCACCUGGCUGCAAUCCCACAGACACAUACCUCUGGAUUACACGCAAACAUGUGUAUAUUUAUAGUGAUACUUAAUCCAUGAAGAUUUAGGUGUACUGGAAGAUAAAAUAACUGAUUAAUGACUUGCUUCUCCCUCCCUGAAUAUUUUCUUUCCCCUCAUUCUCACGUGAAUUCCUGCUGAUAUUGCAGCAGAUAA